Messenger RNA from Macrobrachium nipponense, 294 nucleotides. Its product is annotated as short stature homeobox protein 2-like. NCBI's taxonomy places the organism in Eukaryota, Metazoa, Arthropoda, Malacostraca, Decapoda, Palaemonidae. The transcript has a single exon. Bases 1 to 294 code for a protein of 97 amino acids. The record is from RefSeq and is a predicted model, not a curated record.
AUGGGAGGGGGAGGAGGAGGAGGAGGAGGAGGAGGAGAAGGAGGAGGAGGAGGAGAAGGAGGAGGAGGAGGAGGCGGAGGCGGAGGAGGGGGAGGACCGAACACCUCCAAGUCUGAUCAAUUUCGAACUCACCGUGACCCUUCCUUAAGAGACCUGAAGCAAUGUUUAUAUUUACCGAAACAUUGGAUUCUUCUUCCUCUUCUUCUUCAUCUUCUUCAUGUUCCAGGCAAAGGCGAGACUUCCAUCCAGACGCGGCGUCUUUGCGACGAUCCGGCCAAUAAAUACAAACAAUAA